Molecule: messenger RNA, 2345 nt
Organism: Magallana angulata
Lineage: Eukaryota; Metazoa; Mollusca; Bivalvia; Ostreida; Ostreidae
Product: neuromedin-U receptor 2-like
Exons: 1
Coding region: 63-1220 (385 amino acids)
Biological process (GO): G protein-coupled receptor signaling pathway
Cellular component (GO): plasma membrane
Molecular function (GO): G protein-coupled receptor activity
Source: RefSeq, a predicted model, not a curated record
UGGAUGAUCAACCGAGCAUUAAUUCUGCUAUUCUGUAAUUUUAACAUUCGUAAAUAUUUUCCAUGGAGGUCGUAUCACCCGUACCCACGUUUUGGAAUGAAUCGAACAGGAACGAAUCAUUGGAUACCAACGCUUUACUGGUUAAGUUGAACAACAAAGCAGCCUUGCUAUUCCUUCCAGUGACCCUGUUUAUGGCUUUUCUUAUGGUGAUUGGAAUAGUUGGCAAUGUUAUAGUUUGCAUUGUGUAUUUGAAAAGACAAAGAAAAUCUACACCCGAUCUUUACACAUUUAAUUUGGCAAUUUUGGACUUUCUCACCUGCACGUUCGGGAUUCCGAUGGAGAUUGCAGAUCUUUGUUUGCCUUAUACAUUUUAUGCCCCGGCUGCUUGUAAAAUAGUAAGAACUCUAGAAUCAUGGACGGCCUUAGCCUCUGCAUUAACACUGGUUAUCAUUUCCAUUGAUCGCUACAAACGGAUUUGCAAAUAUGGCGAAAGUUUCAGUAUAUCGACAGUAAAAAUUCUUUGCUUGGUUGCAAUGUGCGGAGGAGCUUUUCUUUCCUGGCCUUUAUUGAUAAUUGUUGGAAAGAGGACGGUCGACCUAGGAAUUCCCGGAAUUAAGGGUGUCGAAUGCUCUGUAUCAGAUCUGAUGCACCAAUCACUUAUCCCACUUGUUUAUUACGUCAUUAUGACUCUAUGUUUUGUAGGAAGUCUCGUUUUCGUUAUCUUCGUAUAUGUGAGAAUAUCUUUAUUUUUGAAAGAAACGAAGGCUACAAGGCUAAAAAAUAUUACAACUAGCUCUAUUUCAAGUCAACAGCCGACGGCUAUGUCCCGGUCCAUUGAUUCGGAGAAUAAACACCAAAACGCUGCGCGGACGCUCUCUAGAAAUUCAAAACAGACUUCCGGGGUGAAGGUUACGCGGACUACGACCAUUUUUGUUGCCGUAACAGUCGUUUUUAUCGUCAGUUUUUUUCCGUUUCUUGUUACCAUGCUAUUACGCCACAUCACCAGCGACAUGUAUGCCCAUCUGCCAAAAUCUGUUGAAAUAAUCUACUUGUUUUGCACCAAAACUUAUUUCAUCAACAAUGCAAUCAAUCCCGUGAUAUAUAGCUUCCUAAGCAGGAAAUUCAGAGAGGAUGUGAAACGUUUGUUUGUUAAAAAUUGUGAUACAAAUUCCCAAACCAUUGAUCGAACAUUUUCGACAAGUGAAGAACAAUCUCCAUGAUCCGAAAAUACAUUUUUUAACAUAAUUAUGAAUAACUGUUCAUCGCUUUUUAAUUCAAUAUGUUUUUUAAUUGGUUAGUUAAAGAAAUGUACAUUAACUAUUGUCAAAUGAAUUUAUACUGUUUAAUUAAAAAUAAUAUGUUUUACGGUGCUACCGUUCUGGCGAGCGCAGCAAAAAUUACACAUAUCUUGCAUCAGAUAUGUUAUUCAUGUCUCUGCUUGCAUCAUUGUCAACUUAUAGUUUUAUUUAGGUAUCAACGAACGUCAAAGAAUUUUUGAGAGAGUAUGCCAAAGGUACUAAUUUUAAUGGUUAAUACAUACAGCGCAACCCCCUACAGAGAGAGAGAGAGAGAGAGAGAGAGAGAGAGAGAGAGAGAGAGAGAGAGAGAGAGAGAGAGACCCGCUCCUGUUUGUUGGUGUGUAAUUUCCCACUUUUAAAUUUGAUGGUCUGACUAUAUGCAAUAUCUACAUAAAUUGUUUAACUGUUUAUUUUUUCAUUUUAUUCCUUUUUAUUAAGUUCAACAUGUCCUAUUGUUUAUUUCCUCCCUACUCAUAUACUUACCUGCCUACUGUACAUGCAUGCACAAUUGGCUUAAAAAUGGAUUGAUAUGACUGUAAAGUAUGGCUCUUGCUAGUAUAUAUACAUAAAAUCUCUAUAUUAAAAAAAAUUAUAAACAAAUCAUAUGUCAUUGAGGCAGGUAUCGCAGUCUAUACUGAAAUAGCCAGUACACUUAUUACAGAUGUUUGAUCCACCUCUAAUUUAUCGCGGGAAAUAUAGCGCGAGUGCACUGUGAUGUCAUCCAUGACUUUGUACGUUUUUGUUUACGUUUCUCGACUCAAUACGGAGGUAUGGAAGCAUGUAACAAAUCUUUUGAGUCUCGCCAAAGCAUAUGCGGUACUCAAAACGUGUCUUCAAACUUUAAGUCACCGUAAAUUACGAGUUAAAAGUCGGCCAUUUUUGGCAUAGCACCACGGGUGAAAACAUUAGAGAGCAUUAUGGGACGUAGACAAAAAAUUUUGUUUGAUGAACUGUAGGUUUAGCUCGUUCUUUUUCCCGCGCACACUGGUUCUUAGAGCUCGCUUCGCUCGCUAUAAAAUAUUAAGUUUUCUUCAUUUCAAUUAAGUA